Molecule: messenger RNA, 3724 nt
Organism: Varanus komodoensis (Komodo dragon)
Lineage: Eukaryota; Metazoa; Chordata; Lepidosauria; Squamata; Varanidae
Gene: CABLES1
Product: Cdk5 and Abl enzyme substrate 1
Exons: 11
Coding region: 231-2072 (613 amino acids)
Biological process (GO): nervous system development; regulation of cell cycle
Cellular component (GO): cytosol
Source: RefSeq, a predicted model, not a curated record
GGGGGGGGUGUACAAAGUCGGGCGCGCUCUCCAUGCAGGCGGCCAAGACGGAGGAGGAAAACAUGCCAUGCAAGCCCAAACUCCCUUUUUCCUUCCCGCGGCGACGACGGCUCCCUCGCCUCGCAGCCCGCUGCUAACCCGCCGCCCGAGAUUAGGUCGUGCCUACCGCCAGCAUUAUCAUUCUUGCCCACUCCGAGGGUGGGAGAGACGGCGGCCGGGAGCGACAGACAAUGGCGGCGACGGCCGCGGCGCCUGCUCCUGCUGCCGUCGCCAGAAGCAGCAACAGCAGCAGUCCUGGUAGUGCCAACAGCGGCGGCGGGGGCGGCACAUUCCACCAGCCGCAGCUGGAGCCCUGCCCGAGGAAGCCGCCGCCGCCGCCGCCGCGCAUGGACCCCCGGCGCAGGCAGGCAGCGCUCUCCUUUCUGACCAAUAUCUCGCUAGACGGGCGGCCGGUGCUGCAGGACGACGAGGGCGGCGGCGGAGGCGCUGCUGCCGCUGCAGAGGCGGCGGCGAGGGCGGCUUCAGCUACAGCCUGCAGUAACAGCAGCGGCAGCGCUAGGACUCACUACAGCCUCGCAGGCGCUUCCCAGCCUCCCGCCCUGCAGCAGCUACACGGGGUUUACCCCUGCAGCAGCAGUUGCAGCGCCAGGUUCAUGAGCCCCCUGGGAGCGGCGGGCGAGCCGCGGCAGGAAGACGACGUCGAGGAUGAGGACGAAGAUGCCUUUGCAAGCGUGCAGGUGCCGCUUUCCUCCGCCUUCCCGGGUUCCUCUGGGCCCCCGUCUGCGAGCGGCGCGAGGGGUCGUCUCAACUCUUUCACUCAGGGAAUUUUGCCCGUCUCCUUCGCCAGAGCCGUCCCGCAGAACUAUUGCUGCCUGGAGCAAGGCCAGAUGGGCUCCAGCGCCUUCGAGCUCCAGAGGUCCCGACGUCGGUUGAUUUCCCAGCGGUCUUCAUUGGAGACUUUGGAAGACAUUGAGGAAAAUGCACCCUUACGGAGAUGCCGGACUCUGUCAGGCUCACCCAGACCAAAGAACUUCAAGAAGGUUCACUUCAUCAAGAACAUGCGACAGAAUGAUAUGAGGAGUGGCAGAAUAGUCCUCAUUAGUGGCAGAAGAUCCUUUUGCAGCAUAUUUUCAGUGCUGCCAUAUCGGGACUGCAGCCAUGUUGGAGAUAUGAAAACAGAAGGUGGGAGGCAAUCUCAUUCUAGCGCAGGAGUUUGCUUCAAAGACAUAGUUGGCCUUGAAGGUGUGGAAUUAGGAGCUAAUGGGAAGACUGUUUCUUACACCCAGUUUCUUUUUCCAACCAAUGCCUUGGGAGCACGGAGGAACACCAUAGAAUCCACCUCAUCCUUCUCGCAAUUUCGCAAUGCAAGCCAUCGUAGCCUUUCAUUGGGAAGGGCUAACAGCACCCAAGGGAGCAUUGACACAGGCAGUGACUUGGGAGACUAUAUUGAAUACAAUCCUAAUCUUUUAGAUGAUCCUCAGUGGCCAUGUGGAAAGCACAAGCGGGUGUUGAUAUUCCCUUCAUAUAUGGUGGAUGAUUCUUCACUUCAUGGAAAAAGAACGAUUUUGCCCAGAAUGUUCUUUUGUGGUCCAGUGGGAAAGCUGGUCAUUUUGAUGACAACAGUGAUUGAUUAUGUGAAGCCAUCAGACCUUAAGAAAGAUAUGAAUGAAACCUUCAAGGAGAAGUUCCCUCACAUCAAGCUAACACUCAGUAAAAUACGAAGCCUAAAGCGAGAGAUGUGCAAAUUAGCUCAAGAGGAAUGUGGCUUUGAGGAACCCACUGUGGCCAUGGCUUUCGUCUAUUUUGAGAAGCUUGCUCUCAAGGGAAAACUCAACAAGCAGAACAGAAAGCUCUGUGCUGGAGCGUGUGUCCUGCUGGCUGCCAAAAUUGGCAGCGACCUCAAAAAACAUGAAGUCAAACAUCUUAUAGAUAAACUGGAAGAGAAGUUCAGGUUGAACAGGCGAGAGCUGAUUGCCUUUGAAUUUCCAGUGCUAGUGGCCUUGGAAUUUGCUCUUCAUCUACCAGAGCAUGAAGUGAUGCCACAUUAUAGACGUUUGAUCCAGAAUUCCUAGCACAGGCUACCCUUCCAUGAAGGGGGAGGGGUUUAACAACUAUUUUCUAUCGAGCUCAAAAGAGCAGAAGUUACUACUGAAAAUGGAAAAAUCAGAUACAGAUAUCCCAACACCAUUUGUUCUCUUUUCAGUGCAGCUUUUCAACAACAUUGUAAGGUUAAAGCAGCACAUUCUUUCAGACUCAGGCUAGAAGAACCAUUUACUCAACGCAAAUGAUGAAUGAGUUGUGUGUAAGUAGAAGAACUUCAUACCACAUGGACCAAAUGAGAACUUUCUUGUGUUGUCCAUACCAUUCCUGCAAGAAUGAGGAUUAACAGCGGCCUUCACACUUCUUUUUGACUAUCCCAUUUACUUACUCGGACUUCAUUGAUUUUCCUAUAAGAAACUGGUUUCCAGCUUACAGAGGGAUCUCUAAAGCAAUGACAGGUUGUGGUAGAUAAUCUUCACUGUGUCAACAAUGUGCCAAUCUAUUUUUGUAUCCACAAUUGAAAGUGCAAUUUUUCUGGUGUGAGUGGAUUGCUUAGCUGCAAGUGAAACAAAGAACAGGCUUGGAACCAGAUGGCAUUCUUGGGUCAUUGCUAAGGUAUUGUUUACUAAGACCGGAGGACAACUUUUUCUCUCUUUGCUUAAACAAAACUACUGAAAGGGAGGCAUAUGGGUUCAUUUGAAUAACCUCAGAUGAUAUUUUGUAAUCCCUGGUUGUUUGAGUUUCCUCUCACCAACUUUUAUUUUUGUAAUGAUUAUACUUACUACUACAAAAAGAAGAAAAAGACAACACAACUGAGAAACCAAGAACCGGUCUUUCACUUUUGUACGUAGUGCCAUUCAAAUGCUCAGCAAGGAGGAGAGAUGGCAUUUUGCAAGCAUCUUGUUUGAAGCCACAUGCGUAUUUCUAACCUCUGCACUUUACCUUCUGUGGAGAUGGUUAGACUUGCACUCUGUAGUGUUUGUAUUUUGUGCUCUAUGUUAGAGUGCAUUCUGAGGCACAUUGAUGGUGCUGUAUGUUUAACAGUGUUUUCUAAAACUGUCUUGUACAGCUGAGGAGCAGAAAUGGCAACUUAGGGCCUUGAUAGCAGACAUGCAUCUCAAUGUGCAUAGUUUUUGUUGUUGUUGAAUUAUUGUUGUUUUUAAUUAGAAUUGACUGUACAACAUCAAAUUUGAGAGCAAGGGCCACUGAAAUUAAUAUGUCUUUUCAUACUUCUCAGAUAUUCUGCUAUUCUGGAAUCUUAUAGUACUUAACUAUGUUUGUAAAUUACAAAGUCAUGGCUGGGAAAGCGCAAAACCCAAACAGAAUCCUUCCCCUCCUCCACUCUGUUUAUCCUGUUUUCUAAAUACUUGUAAUGUGUGUAUAAUUAUAUAGAAAAACUUAUGAGAAUAUAAUGACAGCUGGAUAUGCUUGGUAAUAUACUAGAGGACAUGCAUCAAAUAAUUAAAUUACUAUUUUUAUAUAUAGUUAAUGUACAUGUCCCACUUUUUCCAGUGCUGAUUCACUCGACACAAUCCAAGAUUGGCACAAUAAUUUCAAUAAAAUCAAGUACUUUGCUGUUUUAUAGUGUAAUACAAUUCACCACUCUUUUUUUUUCUGUACCAGCAAUUAGCAACGUAUUGCAAAUAAUACAGGAAGGAAGAACAAUAAAAAAUUCAAAUGCAAA